AUUUUAUUACGAUUUAGGUUUAAAGAUUUUUUUCUCCAUAUGCGAUUGUAGCAAUGGAAAAAAAUUUAUCCUUGUAAGUAGCUGGGAAUAUUUGACAACGUGUCAGUCAAAAACUGUCAUUGAAAAUGAGGAGACUAUUAGAGUACGAGAAUCAGAUUUUCCUAGAUAGCUUCCAUGAAGACGGUCUCCUUGUCAUGGCAAAAGGACUUGGGAUAGACAGAAUAUUCCUGAACUUUCUGAAGGUCUACUGUGAUCCUGCAAAUCUUGUCCUUGUCUUAAAUACUAAUGCCAGAGAGGAGGAAUACUUCACAGAACAACUGGAGAAGGAAAGCAUAAAACCUUUACCAAGAAAUAUUACUAAUGAAGUUGGAGCUAAUGAAAGACAGAAGGUUUACCUCCAGGGUGGUGUUCUAUUUCUGACAUCAAGGAUUCUAGUGGUGGAUUUCCUAACAGAACGAGUCCCUGUGGAGCACAUUUCUGGCAUUCUUGUGUACAAGGCUCACAGAAUUGUAGAAUCGUGUCAAGAGGCAUUCAUAUUGAGGUUAUACAGACAGAAGAAUAAGACUGGUUUUAUCAAAGCGUUCUCUGACAGCCCCUAUGCCUUCACCACAGGAUAUUCUCAUGUAGAGAGGACAAUGAAGAACUUGUUUGUUAGGAAUCUCUACCUGUGGCCUCGUUUUCAUGCCAGUGUUGUAGCAAAUCUAGAGCAGCACAAGGUUGAUGUUGUAGAGAUCCAGGUUCAGUUAACAUCAGCUACCUUGGCCUGUCAGACAGCUCUAUUGGACCUAAUUAAUGCCUGCAUACAGGAACUAAAGCGCUGCACUACUGCUAUUGAUGCAGAAGAGGUAACGGUUGAAACUGCAAUUGGGAAAGCUUUUGAAAAAACAAUUCGCUUUCAGUUGGAUCCAGUUUGGCAUCAGCUAAGCGCCAAGACUCGACAACUGGUGACUGAUAUUAAAACUCUCAGGCUCAUUCUCAGACAGAUGACACAAUAUGACUGCAUCACCUUUUUCAGCAUGGUUAAUUCAGUCAAGAUGAGCGAGAAAGCUUUUGGUCAGAAUACAGGCUGGUUGUUUUUGGAUGCUGCAGACAGCUUAUUUGUUCAUGCCAAGGAAAGAGUAUAUGGUCAGGAAAAAACACAGAUCAAUGAGAAAGAGAAAAAGGAAGACAAAGAGCCCUUGUUAGAGGAAUGCCCUAAGUGGGAGGCACUGAGAGAUGUCUUAAAAGAAAUCAGGAAAGAAAACAAAAAUCUGGGUCCAGGAGAAGAACCCGGUGCUGUACUUAUAGCAGCUGAGGAUGAUAGGACAUGUAACCAACUUAAAGAGAUGCUGUGUGAUGGGGCCAGGAGUAUGAUGAUCAGGCUGUUUAACAAAUACCUGGCUCAGAAAGGACAAAAUCUUGAGGAUGAAGCUAAAAGAAUCAGACAAGAAAAAAUGGCCAAGAUCAGAACAAACAAGGGGCAGAAGACAAAGGCAGCUGAGCAGACCCUCACCCAGAUGGUGGGAGGGGCAAGUAAAGAGGGCAAUACAGAGGUAAAUACUGUGGGAGGGGCAAGUAAAGAGGGCAAAACAGAGGUAAACACUGUGGGAGGGGCAAGUAAAGAGGGCAAUACAGAGGUAAACACUGUGGGAAGAGCAAAAAAAGAAAAGGGCAAUAUAAGAGAUAAACACAAUCUCUUGGAUUCAUGUAGUUCUAGAAGAAAUGAACAUACUGUGUUGAAGGGUUUGGUCAUCAGGGUCUUCCGAGCCAGUCGUCCCGGGGUUCCGCUGAGGGUGUACUUCAUGAUGUAUACGGGCUCGGUGGAGGAGCAGCGAUACCUGACCACACUCAGGAUGGAGAAAGAGGCAUUCGAGUUCCUCAUCCAAGAGAAGGCUAACAUGGUGAUUCCAGAGGAAAGAGAAGGAAAACUGGAAGAUGAUCCAAACUUGUCAAGGGACACAACCCCUGCUAAUGCUACAGUCAACACCAGAAAAGGAGGGGCACCUCAGGUCUCUACACAGGAGAAGGUGGUUGUGGACAUGCGAGAGUUUGGAAGUGAGUUACCCUCCUUGAUUCACAGACGAGGUAUUGACAUAGAACCAGUGACUUUAGAGGUUGGAGACUACAUAUUGACACCUGAUAUUUGUGUUGAGAGGAAAAGCGUCAGUGAUCUGAUUGGUUCCCUGAACAAUGGCCGCCUGUAUAACCAGUGUGUUUCCAUGUGUAGAUACUACCAGAAACCAGUGCUUUUGAUUGAGUUUGAUGCCAAUAAAUCCUUCUCUUUACAGGUGAAGCAAUCCAGUGAGGUGUCCAUACAGGAUGUAAGCUCCCGCCUGGCUCUACUGACCCUCCACUUCCCCAAACUACGCAUUCUCUGGUGUCAGACGCCCUACGCUACUGCCGAGUUGUUUGAGGAAUUAAAGGUAGGAAAGCCUCAGCCAGAUGCAGAGACUGCCUUAGCUGUGGGAUCCUCUGAUGAGGGCUUACAAUGGUCAGAUAAAUACAGCCAUGGACCACAGGAUUUUUUGCUGAAGAUGCCAGGAGUGAAUAUAAAAAAUUAUCGUCUCAUCAUGAAUAAAGUGGAGAGCCUGUCUUCUUUGUGUGACUGCUCCCAAGAACAGCUUACAGAGGUCAUGGGUAGUGAAUAUUAUGCUACACAGCUCCAUAAUUUCCUCCACUCUAAACCAAAGGAACCUGUGGACAAACCAUCAAAGCCUGGGAAAAGUGAUUAUAAACGUGGGUUUAAAAGGAAACGAUAAACAUAUCAUUACAUCCAUACAUGUUAACGUUUGCAAUUUGUUGUCAAAAGAUGCAUGUGAAAGACUACCUCACUUCAAAAGUAACAGAAAAUGAAAGAAAUGAAUGAAAGAUGUUGACUGUAGAAUAUAAUUUUUCACUUUGUGCAUAAUCAUAUCUUGUUGUGUGACUGCCACACUUUUUGUAUAAAUUAUGUAUAACUUAUGUUUAUUUAUUUAUUUUGAACACCAAUAAAAUGACUGAUCUUAA
Messenger RNA from Saccostrea cuccullata (small rock oyster), 2985 nucleotides. Its product is annotated as DNA repair endonuclease XPF-like. Gene Ontology annotation, cellular component: nucleotide-excision repair factor 1 complex. Gene Ontology annotation, molecular function: single-stranded DNA endonuclease activity; single-stranded DNA binding; damaged DNA binding. Gene Ontology annotation, biological process: resolution of meiotic recombination intermediates; nucleotide-excision repair involved in interstrand cross-link repair; double-strand break repair via homologous recombination. The coding region runs from base 126 to 2738 and encodes 870 amino acids. The transcript has 22 exons. The record is from RefSeq and is a predicted model, not a curated record. Lineage: Eukaryota; Metazoa; Mollusca; Bivalvia; Ostreida; Ostreidae.